AGCUCCAAAUAUUAUCCAUUUCUAUCUUACAAAGUUGAUGAAGAUGUAUUAUCAAGACCGAGACCAAAACCUACAACCAUCACCAACACAAUGAUGUCACUUUCAACAAAACCUUGUGGUUUUGAAAAGAUUGAUUUAGUCAUAACCCUUGACUCUUCGACGAGUGUUGGCCAAAGCAACUUUCAGAAAAUUCUCCAUUUUUGUAAAAACUUCUUGAAGAAAUUGGACAUCGUUUCUAGGAGUGCUCGAGUAGGAAUUCUAAGCUACAGCACAAACGUACAUGAUCACUUCUUUUUAAAUGCGUACAGCACAUCUACAGACAUUUUUAAUGCUAUAGACAAAAUUCCUUGGAUUUUUAGAAGUACUAAUACAGCUGACGCAAUAAGAGACAUGAGGCAGAGGUAUUUCUCAUUCGCAAAUGGUGAUAGAUGGGACGCACGAAACAUUGCCUUAAUUUUUACUGAUGGUGUCUCUAAUAUGAAUGCAAAUAGAUUGCAAGAUGAAGUAUCUCAUGCCAAGGCCAAUGGAAUAACCAUGUAUGCAAUAGGCAUUGGAUUAAGUGAUGUUUCUGAAUUAAACCUAAUUGCGUCUUUUCCUGCCUCAAACUACACCUUUAAUGUAGAAAACUUUGAUAAACUGAACGAUUUGAAUGAUCGGAUCUUACCCUCUUUAUGUGCUGGUAAGUACUUCAAGUUACAAUCAUUUAUAUUACAUCGAAGUAUAGAAAAAUUAAUCGUUUAA
Saccostrea cuccullata (small rock oyster) is the source of this 741-nucleotide messenger RNA. RefSeq names its product matrilin-2-like. The record is from RefSeq and is a predicted model, not a curated record. Lineage: Eukaryota; Metazoa; Mollusca; Bivalvia; Ostreida; Ostreidae. The transcript has 2 exons. The annotation marks the transcript as partial.